Molecule: messenger RNA, 1872 nt
Organism: Torulaspora globosa
Lineage: Eukaryota; Fungi; Ascomycota; Saccharomycetes; Saccharomycetales; Saccharomycetaceae
Gene: TFC6
Product: transcription factor TFIIIC subunit TFC6
Exons: 1
Coding region: 1-1872 (623 amino acids)
Biological process (GO): transcription by RNA polymerase III
Cellular component (GO): transcription factor TFIIIC complex
Molecular function (GO): protein binding
Source: RefSeq, a predicted model, not a curated record
AUGAUACCUGUGAAGAGGCGUAGAGGCCGUCCAAGAAAGAAUGAAAUGACCAAGGUGGAUCCUAGCAUUGCCGCUGCUGCAAUCGCUUCUGCCGUUGAUCCAGCAGCUUCGAAGAGCAGACCAGCAAGAGGGCCCAAGAAGCUGGAAAGCGGUGAUGAUUAUGUCCAAGUAAAUGAGGAGGGCGACGAUGAAUAUAUACCGGCGUUUGAAGAUCUAGUAGUCGAGUUAGAUGAACCGGAAAUUGGCAACAAAGCGAGGAAGAGCCAAGGAUAUAAGCGUACGAAGACGAAUGGUUCACGGUCAAAUACUCCGAGCUCGACUCUUGAAGAAAAAGGACGUGUUGUUCGAGCUUUGAAGGAUCUGUCUUCUGCGAGAGAUAAAAUCGAACGAAUUUACGGACUGAAUAAGCAAAAACUUCUGAACUUGGCCAAGGUCAAGGAAGGAUUCGAGACCUGCGUCUUCUGCUUCCCGCCUGAAAACCUGCAAAGCGAUUCACCCUACUUUGUCGAUCUGGUACCGCCCUGUGCUUCGGCAGACGUCUACAAAGCACUUGUUGGCACGAACAGAACGAAAUGCCACCAUAUGGGCGAGUUGGAAAUGGCCCAGAUGUUCCAAAAGCGUUCCAAGCCGCUACAGGUUGUCAUUGGAGAAGCAGAAAUGUCGCUUGGCGUAGACGAUAAGGCAGACUUCCCGGUUUUUCAAAACGACAGAAGGACGGGCUUUUUGUAUAAUACUGGGGCCCUUAUAACUGAUAUUGCCUGGCUUAAACAGGAACAUGAAGAAUCGCAGUAUCUCGCAGUAUCCCUAUCUCAGUAUAUGGACAGGCCGUCGGACGAACACUUGAAAAUGUUCGAGACUGAAGGGAACGUCUCAUGCAUCGAAAUUUACAAGCUUCAUCCCCAUACAAUGGUUUUUACUAAAUUGCAGACGAUGAUACACACAUUCGGUGAAACCUGGAACUUGAAAUGGCAUGAAGGAUGCCAAAAUGAGUCGUCAAUCGGCUCGUUAAUAUUUGUCUGUCACGACGGUUCAGUGAAAAUGCUUGAAGUUGAACACACCCAAGAGUUCGCUGUCAAACUAAUUGAUCAACCAUCAUUGUGCAUCGAGCUGCCGAAAGUUGCCAUAACCUGCUACGAUUUUCUUUCGCCCACAACAAUAAUAUGCGGCUUCAAGAACGGAUACGUGGCCGAGUUUGAUCUUUCAGAUCCAACUACUCCCUCGUACUAUCGGAAAAUACACGAUUCCUAUGUUAUAUCAAUUGUAGUUGCAUAUUCCGAGUUCGAGAACCUUUUAGUCUCCACCGUGGCAGUUGAUGGCUAUUUCUAUGUGUUUGACCCAAAGGACAUCUUCACGAGUAAAACUACCAUAACACGUUUCCGAGGCACCAACAUCAUGCCGAUGGCCUAUAUCCCACAACUAUAUGCAAUUAUAAACAGCGAUGGCGCCAAUUCCCUGAAGACAGUGGUACCGCGCGCCGCCUUUGCGAUUCACUCGGUCUGCUCGCUAGAAAACUCCAUUGUAUCAAUAGGCACCUCUAGACUUCACCCGUUAUCUCUAUCUGGAAGCUCUGACGGUAGCGUCGUCAUUGAUAAUGUUGCGAGGAGACUCUUGACUGGUAUCAAGAACAGCGCCCACACUCAUACUUCACUGAGACUUUGGAAAUGGGAGUACAGCGAGUUAGAAGAAAAGUAUAGGCUAAACCAUGCAUAUGAAACAUUCAAGUUGAGCGUGAACGAAGUCAUUGCACUACGAAUAGACCCUCAUGGGGUGAACAUAUCCUGCGUUAAAUGGUGUGAGAGCACGUCGAGCGGUCAAUUUUAUGCGUUUGCUAAUAAUGCAGGCAUUCUGACGGUAGAAAAGCUAGGGACGUAA